GAAUUGUUCCCCGAACACUGUAAUAAUUUUUGUGGUGCAGCAUGGUGAUCCCAAAAAAGUUCAAGAAAAAGAAAAAUAAGAAGACUAAGGUCGCUUUAGUCUUCGAUGAAAAGGCUAGAGAGAGUUUCCUGACUGGCUUUAAAAAGAGGAAGGAUGAGAGACGCAAGAAGGCAAGAGAAAGCUUGGAACAACAGUUCAGGGAGGAGAAAGCCAGGAUCAGACAGAAGAACAAGGAUAAAAUGUUGAGCCGGAUACACAGUCAGAUUCCACUUGAGGAGGAAGAGGAGGUGCUUGAGUCGACAACCAUCGAGUUACCAAACCAUACUGUGUCGAUCACGGAGGUAUUGGAGGUGGAUCUCGCUGAUGAUGAUGGCACAAGGCUCGGAAGUAACAAGGCGGAUGAUGACGGUACAGAAGAAUCGGAAUGUGUUGAAGAGAAGGAAAAAAAGACCAAGAAAAGUGCAUUUAAGGAUAGAAGCAAACCAAACAGUAAAAGUACCGGUAAAGAGAAAUACAUGCCACAAUCGACACAUAAGAAAAAAGGCAAAAGAAAGCCACUGUUGAAUCCAUUCGACCCCACACCACAUACCAAGCCAAAGGGACAGCGAAGAAGUGGACGACAAGGUCAGUCACAACCAAAGAAGAAACAGGGAAGACGACAUUUAGCCAAGAGAUCUUGAGGGCCUAUGUUGAACUUUUCAGUGACAUUUUAUGAUGUAUUGGGCGAGUGUUUGGAAAGAGCUUCAGAAAUGGAUCUGAUUUGAAAAAACUCCAGAUUGGGCAGAGAAACACAUGGAGUAGGCCAUGAUUCCUUAUGAACGCCUCUGAUGGAGUAGGCCAUGAUUCCUUAUGAACGCCUCUGAUGGAGUAGGCCAUAAUUCCUUAUGAACGCCUCUGAGGGGAUGUUAGGAAUUUUAAGAAUUACAAAAUAAGGGGUUGAAAGCUGUUUUUUGAGAUGAAGACAGAAUCAUCUUUUGUGUCUGCGAGUGCAUACUUGUAUCGAUCUGCAAAGCCUUUAUGCGACUCAACACUUUCGUGAUUGAAUCUGAUGAGGAAUAUGAGACCAUUUUUUCCCAAACAACAACAAGACUUAUUGAAAUAAUGUAAAAUCAGUUGGGAACUGUGUAACUCUUCGAGAGAUGGCUCAUCACUCUGAUGUCAUUACAACUACAGUUGAGUCAAGUAUGCUGAAUUCAUACAUCUUUGUGUACAGUACAGAGUAAUUAAAUGAAUUAUUCAGCUGUUUACAUGAAAAUAAAUAUUGUAUUAUAUUCA
Lineus longissimus is the source of this 1275-nucleotide messenger RNA. RefSeq names its product nucleolar protein 12-like. Gene Ontology annotation, molecular function: rRNA binding. Lineage: Eukaryota; Metazoa; Nemertea; Pilidiophora; Heteronemertea; Lineidae. Gene Ontology annotation, cellular component: nucleolus. The transcript has 5 exons. The record is from RefSeq and is a predicted model, not a curated record. Bases 42 to 680 code for a protein of 212 amino acids.